AUGGUAUCACUCAACACUAUAUUGAAACUCCUCAGUCUUCCAAUUAGACUUCUUUGGGUUGUCCUCAAGUAUCCCUUCUUUGGUGGGGCCAAUUUGAAGUUCCAGAAUGAUUUACGCAAUUCGUUGAAAUUGACCAUAUUCAGAUUCGGAUUAUCCUUAUCUGUCAAAGAUAGUGCUUAUCUUGCCAAAAAAUCAACUCAACAAGUGAUUAACAAUUUGAAACCAAUUUAUCCUAGAUUGACCAAUUUGAACAACUAUGGAAAAUCAUAUGACAAGCUUAAUGUGUGGCUUGUUGAGGCUGAAAAUAGAACUAAGUCUGACCCUAUUUUGAUUUAUUUACAUGGUGGUGGAUACAGGCUCAACACUAAUCCAGGUCAAGUUGAAGCUUUAUUAAGUGCCUACCAUUUACUUGACGAAGAGAAGAGGAAAAAGACAUCGGUAUUGGUCCUUGAUUACAGCUUGACAUGCAACGGACACUAUGUUGGAACACAGGUGUAUGAAUUGGCUGCCACAUACAGAAAAUUGGCCUCAGAUGGCAACAGUAACUUUGUCUUGAUGGGUGAUUCUGCUGGUGGUAACUUGGCAAUCACAUUUUUGCAAUACUUAAAACAGCAAAAUGAUCCAAAAUUACCAUGGCCAAAAUCUGCAGUUUUAGUCAGUCCUUGGACAAAGAUUGUACCAGAUGCUUAUCAACUCAGUCCAGGUCACUCAUACUAUGAAAAUGAGAAAUAUGAUAUGUUAAGCGCAACUGUUGCUAGAAGUGUUGAGAGAAGACAGGCAAUGUUUGGUGGAGAGAAUUAUGCAGACUUGUUAAAAUCACCCGGAAAUUUGCCUUACAAGACGAGUGACUGGAGUGAUAUUCCAACUUUUAACAAAAAAGGUUACUCUACAUUUGUCAUUUUUGGUGAACAUGAAGUAUUCAGAGAUGACAUUUGUGAAUGGACCAAAUAUGCACUCAAGUCACCAUUGACUAUUCCGAGACAAGACUCAAAAGGUAUUUUCAAUUCUAAAGUUUAUGAAUAUAAAUCUUCCGGUGUUGAUGAAGCAUACAUUGAUGUUGUUCUUGAGCCAUGGGGUAUCCAUGUUGCUCCAUUGCUUUUCGAAAAUGAAGUAACUAAACUGUUAGAGAAACAGCCAAAUUUGAAAUUGAAAGAUUUGGAUGAAAAGAAGUUUUUGGGAACUUUCAAGAUUGCCCUGUUCUUGAAUGAAGUGUUGUAA
Lodderomyces orthopsilosis Co 90-125 is the source of this 1218-nucleotide messenger RNA. RefSeq lists its product as uncharacterized. NCBI's taxonomy places the organism in Eukaryota, Fungi, Ascomycota, Pichiomycetes, Serinales, Debaryomycetaceae. The record is from RefSeq and is a predicted model, not a curated record. Bases 1 to 1218 code for a protein of 405 amino acids. The transcript has a single exon.